CCCCCUCCAGUAGCCAAUGAUUAUUAUCCUCAUCAUACAACACCACCACAAGAAGACUAUCAUGAUCCUCAAGGACAGUCUUUAGAUGCUUACUUGAGACAAGAAAGAGAAGAAUAUCUAAGACACCAAACGGAAGAACCGAGACCUACUGUGAUACCUUUAGAUUCAUACAAGAACGAACAAGAAGAAGAAGCACCCAUGGUAGAGAAACACGAAUAUCUCGGCAGAAAGGAAAGAAAACGAUUAAAGAAACAACAAGCAAUCGAAGCACAGUAUGAACCUCAUUUGGCUCGACCCACUUAUGCACCUCUGAAUGAAGCUGAAACGUAUCGUUAUCGACCUCAAGAAGACCGAGGCAGAUCCCCUUGUUGCUGUUGUUAUAAUCCUGCUAUUACCUGUUGUUCGUUCUUUAUGUUGCUUGUGAGUUGUGCUUUCUUGGCGGCCGGUGUGGCUAUGAUGAUUGGCUCAAAAGUAGUGCAGGAUAAAUGUAAUAAUGAAUGCACCAAUGUGUCAGAUUCGAUUGCCAAUGCAUGUUCGACUGUUUGUAACAAGGUGCUUCAUGAUGGUUUACUUUAUGGUGGUGCUGUCGUGGCUGGAUUAGCUGGUAUUGCCAUCAUUUGGAAAAUAGUCAUGUGGACGUGUGCAGGUUAUUCUCAACGAAGAUAAUAAAGUGCAGGGUCCAAUUUCAAUCUGAAUUUUAAAAUAAGCGUAGCAGUUAAAAAGUAUCUAUGCUGGAAACUAUAUAUCAUUGUCUAUAUUUAUAGUUCUUACACAAAACCAAUCAGAGAAAUAAACUUGAAUAUUUCAGGUACGCAAUAAAAAUUAAAAAAAAA
Molecule: messenger RNA, 833 nt
Organism: Gilbertella persicaria
Lineage: Eukaryota; Fungi; Mucoromycota; Mucoromycetes; Mucorales; Choanephoraceae
Exons: 1
Coding region: 199-666 (155 amino acids)
Source: RefSeq, a predicted model, not a curated record